This is a messenger RNA of Microthlaspi erraticum, 2286 nucleotides long. Lineage: Eukaryota; Viridiplantae; Streptophyta; Magnoliopsida; Brassicales; Brassicaceae. The record is from the annotation of a GenBank genome assembly.
AUGACGGCGAAGAAGAGCGAAGCUGCAGCUGAGGAAGAUAAAAUUAUAGACACUAAGAGGAAAAGCGGCUCUGUCAAAUCUCAGAAACAGAAACCAGCAGCAAAGGAAGCGAAAUCAGUAGAAAAAGAAGUGAAGAGCUUGAAAGAGGAGGACCUGCUCUUAGAAUCCGGGACCGAUUCCGAGUACGACGGCGACGGCGAUAGUUUGUCUUUGAAUUCCGAUGAUUUCGACUCCGAUUUCUACGAUUCCGAGGACGACGGUUCACAGAGAGAGACAGAGAAUGGAGACGAGGUCCAUGGACAUGAUGGCUCAGAUGGUAAUGUUGACGAUGAUGAUGAGAGUGAACAAGUAGAUAGUGAAAAUGGUGAGGAAGAUGGGAGUGAAGAAGGUUUUGAGCAAGACGAAGCGGUUGAAGAGAGUGAUUCUUCUGAAGAUGAGGUUGCUCCUAGAAAUACAAUUGGGGAUGUUCCCAUAAAGUGGUAUGACGAUGAGAAACAUAUUGGUUAUGACAUUACUGGGAAGAAGAUCACCAAGAAAGAAAAGCAAGACAAGCUCGACUCUUUUCUUGCAACUAUGGAUGACUCCAAGAACUGGCGCAAAAUUUACGAUGACUAUAACGACGAGGAAGUUGAACUUACGAAAGAAGAGAGCAAGCUCAUUCGUAGAAUGCUCAAAGGAGAAGCUCCACAUGCUGACUUUGAUCCAUAUGCGCCUUAUGUCGAUUGGUUCGAUUGGAAAAAAGAGUCAAUACAUCCACUCUCAGGUGCACCGGAGCCCAAGAGAAGGUUCAUUCCUUCAAAAUGGGAAGCCAAGAAGGUUGUCAAGUACGUUAGAGCAAUCCGGAAUGGGACGAUCAAGUUUGAUAAGCCUGAAGAAGAGCCCAACUACUACCUUUUGUGGGGUGAUGAUUCAGCUUCGGAUCUAAGGGGCAAGAACUUGAAUUUUGUUCCCCCACCCAAAGUCAAAUUGCCAGGACACGAGGAGUCGUACAAUCCUUCUCCGGAGUUUAUUCCAACAGCGGAAGAGAAAGCCGCUUAUGAGUUGAUGUACGAGGAAGACCGUCCAAAGUUCAUUCCUAAAAUGUAUACAUCUCUGAGAAGCAUCCCAGCAUAUGAGAACGCACUAAAGGAGUCUUUUGAACGUUGCUUGGAUCUAUACUUAUGUCCCAGAGUUCGAAAGAAGAGGAUAAACAUUGAUCCUGAAUCUUUGAAGCCGAAGCUACCUAGUAGGAAAGAUCUUAGACCUUAUCCAAACUCAUGCUAUCUUGAAUAUAGAGGCCAUACAGGACCUGUUACUUCCUUAUCCACUGAACGUUCUGGCCAGUGGAUUGCCUCAGGUUCGAUGGAUAAAUCUGUUCGUAUAUGGGAAGUGGAAACUGGUAGAUGCCUUAAGGUCUGGGAGUUUGAUGAAGUCGUUACGUGUGUGGCUUGGAAUCCUCUUUCCGACUUUUCAAUUUUAGCCGUCGCCAUGGGACGAGAUUUGGUUCUCCUGAACACUGAACUUGGCACUGAUGAGGAACAAAAGAAAAUUGAAGAUCUGCUUAACGUGAAAGAUCUUCCAGAACUAGUUCCAUCUGUUGCAAAAAUUGUAACCUGGCGUCAAGAUGAGAAACAUGGAGGAGUUAAGAUCACACAUUUCAAGACCAUAACAUAUAUCGACUGGCAUUCAAAAGGAGACUAUCUCUCAACAGUGAUGGCGUCCGGAGAAACUCGAGGUGUUGUAGUGCACCAACUUACAAAGAGAGACACACAGAAGCUCCCACUAAAGAUCCGGGGACUUCCAGUCCGUACGCUAUUUCAUCCCACACAACGUGGUAUCUUCUUGAUCGCGACGAAGAAGAACAUUCGCGUUUACGAUCUCCGCAAGAGAGAGGGUCCUAUCAAGAAGCUCGAGACUGGACUAAGAGAGAUCUCGUCAAUGGCGAUCCAUCCCGGUGGUGAUAAUCUGAUAGUAGGAAGCAAAGAAGGAAAGAUGUGUUGGUUUGACUUGGAUCUGUCUUCUAGACCGUACAAGACUCUCAAGAACCAUCCUAAAGACAUUACCAAUGUGGCGUUUCACAGAUCGUAUCCGCUGUUUGCUUCGUGCUCGGAGGAUUCAACGGCUUAUGUGUUCCAUGGGAAGGUGUUUAAUGAUAUGAACGAGAAUCCUCUGAUUGUGCCGUUGGAGAUUCUAAGAGGCCAUUCUUCUUCAAAAGGACAAGGAGUUUUGGACUGCAAGUUUCAUCCGAGACAACCAUGGCUUUUCACUGCUGGGGCUGACUCAAUUAUCAAACUCUAUUGCCAUUAA